GUAGUUCACGCGAGUCUGUCGCCAUGUUUGGUUAUUUUAUUUGUUUUUAAAGCGGAGUAGCACUAAGACACAGCAAACGCUCCUAGUUUUUAUCUAACGUGAAAUUUUGUUUAAGUUACCUAAAUGACACGAGGAACGCGUUCGCAAUCGUAUAUGAGAUAUAUGUAUAUUUUUUUUUGCCAGUGCAACCAGUGAGAAAUAAUCAAAAAGAGAAAAAAACAAAAUAGCACAAAAAUAGCCUUAAAAAGAAGAUUCGACAGUCGCAGCGGCACCAUUACCAACAACAACAAUCGCAACAGCGGACAGCGACAGCAACAACAUUUAACUGUAAAACGCCGCAACGCAACGCAAGCAGAGCAGCAAAAAAAGCGCUGAAAAGUGUUACAAAGUGAAAUUGCCUUUUGCGUCACACAGAAAUUAAGUACACGGCAUCAGCAGCAACAACAACAUUUUUUAGUGUGUCGAGUUGCAGCGUAUAAAUUCCAAUUGGAAUUCCCCUGCUGCCUGCAACAGCAACAACAAUAACAAAAUGGGCGACUUUGAUUUAAAUGUCGACAGUCUCAUACAGCGGCUGCUAGAAAAUUUCAAAAAACAAAAAGAGGCCGAAGAGCAUGCACAGAAGCUGCUCAUUGCUCAACAAUUGGCCGCUUCUGGUGGUGUCGGUGGCAUUGGUGCCUCAACGUCAACCUUGGCGUCCCUGGCGUCGUUGGGUGGUGGCGGCGGUGGAGGAGGAGGAGGCGGCGGCGGCGGUGGUGGCGGCUGUGGGACGCCCUCGAGUGCGACGAGUUGCGGAUCCGCAGCAUCCUCGACGACGAACGAUCCGCUGGACGAGCUGACCGAACAGCAGCGUCGCAUGUUGCAACAAUAUUCGAUAUCGCCACCAAGCGAGACGAUGAUAUCGGCCGAUGGCGAUCAGAUAACGGUGCAUCAUCCACGCGAGGAGCCCAAGAAAUCCAGAUUGAAAUUGCGUGAUUUCUUCGUUGCCGAAUUUGUGCGCAGCUGCCGCACCGGAAAACAGGUGCAAAUGACGGAGGCCGAGGUGCGUGGCUUGUGUCUGAAGUCGCGCGAGAUAUUCUUGCAACAGCCGAUACUGCUGGAGCUGGAGGCGCCACUGAUCAUCUGCGGCGACAUCCAUGGCCAGUACACAGAUCUCUUGCGCCUGUUCGAAUACGGCGGCUUUCCGCCCGCCGCCAACUAUUUGUUCCUCGGCGAUUAUGUGGAUCGGGGCAAGCAGUCGCUGGAGACGAUCUGCUUGCUGCUGGCCUACAAGAUCAAAUAUCCGGAGAAUUUCUUUUUGUUACGCGGCAAUCACGAGUGCGCCAGUAUUAAUAGAAUUUAUGGCUUUUACGAUGAGUGCAAGCGUCGCUACAAUGUGAAACUCUGGAAGACCUUCACAGACUGCUUCAACUGUCUGCCCGUCGCCGCGAUCAUUGACGAGAAGAUCUUCUGCUGCCACGGCGGUCUCAGUCCCGAUCUGCAGGGCAUGGAGCAGAUACGCCGUCUGAUGCGUCCCACAGAUGUGCCCGACACUGGGCUGCUCUGCGAUCUGCUGUGGAGUGAUCCCGACAAGGAUGUCCAGGGUUGGGGCGAAAACGAUCGUGGCGUCAGCUUCACCUUUGGCGUUGAUGUUGUAUCAAAGUUCUUGAAUCGACACGAGCUGGACUUGAUUUGUCGUGCACAUCAGGUUGUCGAGGAUGGUUACGAGUUCUUUGCGCGCCGUCAGCUGGUCACACUGUUCUCGGCGCCCAACUAUUGCGGCGAAUUCGAUAAUGCUGGCGGCAUGAUGACCGUGGACGACACGCUCAUGUGCUCAUUCCAGAUCUUGAAACCAUCGGAGAAAAAGGCGAAGUAUUUGUACAGCGGCAUGAACUCAUCCCGGCCGACAACACCGCAGCGCAGCGCUCCAAUGUUGGCGACCAACAAGAAGAAAUAAUAUAUCCAUCCGCUUCCAUUUCCUUAAAGGUUCAACCUCAAAAAAAAAAAAGAAAAACAAAAAAAAAACAGCAAAUAACAACAAAAACAAAUACAACAGCAACCGCAAAUAGCAAAACAAAGAAAUAACACGAAAUACAUCAUAAAUAACUUUUAUAUAUUAUACAAAUUAAAAUGUCAAAAUUAAAUGUGUGCAAGUAAUUAACUAGUUGGAAAGCAAAAUCAAAGUAAAAAUGCAAAAAAAAAAAAAAAAAACAGAAAAAAAUAUGAACAGAUAAAAACAAACAAACAAAAUUCAAGUGCAGAGUAAAAACAAAAGAAAUGAAAAAUGCGUUGACAAAAAAAACAAAAACAAAAAAAAGAAAACAAAAACAGAUGUGAUGAAGAGAGAUAUCUGUUUGAAUCGAGUGUAUAUGUAUGUUAUCAUUACCUGUAUACAAAUUCUAUAUUAUUUAUUUACUUUACAUGUACAUACAUGUUGCUAUAUGCAUAUAAAAACACCGACACAACUCUACACUACACUUUACACAUUACACACACACACAACAUGAGAAGGAAACAGAAACACUUAAGUUCUCGCAUUUGUUUAUAAAAAUCUUGUUCGCAAUUCAAAAUACAAUUGGCCAAAAACAGACACUACACAAUUGAUUGAUUGUCGUCCUCUUCCCCUCUCCCCUCUCCCCAUGCCUUUGUCACCCCGCCCCAGCCACUCAAACUAAACAAAACAAAACACAAUCCACACUCACACACACACAACACACAAAGAAACACACGCGAAAAGAGUACAGCGAUUAAAGCAAUGAAUUUAUAUAGGCAUAUAUAUUAUAUAUUAAUGUAAACUAUAUACGAUAUCUACUUAUAUGUAUGUACUACCAACCAAAAUGCAAGAGUAUGCAACAAAAUAAAAACAAAUAAUUCAAAGGUAACGUGUGCAGUGUUUGCAACCACAACAGCAACAACAACAACAGCAGCAGCAACAACAACAAUGGAAAAACAAUAAGAGCAAGAUAUGAAACUCUAGAGAAGCAACUAAACGUAGUUUAUCAUUUAAUUAUCAACAAAAGCUAAAAAAAAAAAAAAACUUUAUUGUUGUCUAACAAAACAAAAACAAAAAAAAAACUAAAGGAAAAAAUAAGAAAACUUUGAAAAGUUUACGACUUAAACGUAAGGCAGUUAAACUAUGUGUAUUUUUUUUAUUUGUUUAAUUUAUUAUCAUUAUGAAAUUUAUAUAUAUAUUUUUUCCUCCCUUUUUUCUCUUUUUGUUCUUAUCGAUUUGUUUAACUAAUUUAUUGCAAUCCUUACAAUGUAUUUAAAGCUAAUCGUAAAAUACGAAAGAGAAAUUAAAACCGUAAAUACUAUACGUAUAAAUAUAAAUAUAUAUUUUUUUUUUGCAAGUGACAAAAUAAAUGAAUAUUUAAAUAUACAUAUAUACUAAAAAGAAAUAAAAAAAAAUAGGUUUAAAAACAAACUGUUAACUGCAAAAAACAAAAACAAAACAAAAAAAAAUGAAGAAAACAAAGCAUAUUAAAUAAAUCUAAAUACAAAUACAAUUUUAAAUUGUGUAGGUGAUGUAAAUGGGCGCAUUUACAACUUCUGUUUGUUAAUCAUGAUGUUAAGUCGUUGUUUCCAUUCCCUUCAAAUGAGUUAACAGUAACACAAAACAGCGACAGCAACAGUUGAGCGUAGAGCAUUUUUCAUUUGAAACGUGAAUUGGAUCGCAUCGAAAUAAACUAAAAAAAAAAAGAAAAAAAAAACAAGUAACGAAUAAUCAUCAUCAACCAUAUGCCUAACAUUUUGAACUUGCCUCAUUAACGAAACAAAAGCAAAUCAAAUCGAAGAAGAUAAACGUAGACGUAGAUAAUGAUGAAUGUAGGAAAAACGAAUAUGGAGCGUGUAACAGUAAAAAAAAGAGAAAUUAGAAAUUUUAAACGAAUUUUUAAGCAUUACUUCGAGUACUUGAAACACCAAUUUUUGUGCAUGUUUUUUAAAUUCGAAAUUAGAACACAAGUUGAAAACUGACUAUAUAACAGGCUUAUACAUAUAUACUACAUCUAUGUAUAUAUAUAUAUAUUUAUAUAUACAUUACUAACUUAUUUUUGGUCAUUAUCGUCUUAACUUAUUAGAUAGUAGUGCCUUUUUUGCCUCCCAAAUCAAAAAAUUAAAAAGAAUAUAAAUAUAAACAAAAAGAUAAGAUCUGAAUCGAAUGAGUAACGAAGGUGUAACGAAAACUUAAAAAUAUAUACAUAUACAUCAGGAGCAUCAAAAGAUAUAUCUAUACAUAUAUAUAGACAUACAUACAUACAUCAUAGAUAUAUACAAUAUAUAAAUACAUUUUAUAUGUGACUAGAAACGGCAUACUUAACUGCAUUUCAUGCGGUUUGAGAGAUCUGCAUGAAAUCGCAUUCGAGUCAAUUAAUAACAUCAACAAUGAGGAAAAACCAUUGUGUUUCAUACUUGCCACGUGCAACAUGCGACAUGUUAUAUUCGUUUCUGUACGCUUUUACCACUAACUUAACUCCUUCAAUUUGUUAACUGUUUCAAUUCUGCUGCUUAUCGACAUAAUCAUUUUUAUGUAGCUAACCAAAUGAUUUUAAUAUUGAUCUUCAAAUUGAUCUGCUCGUGUGUCGGUCUGUGUAUGUCGAUGUCUAUGUAAGCAUGAGUUAAUACAUACACACACUCAUACCAAUACACCACACAUACUCAGAUAAUGAAAUAUGAUAACUACGCAAAGAGAAAAACUAUUGUGGUUGAGCAAAAAAAAAUUAAAAACAACAAAAAACCAAGCGCACCACAAAA
Messenger RNA from Drosophila albomicans, 4728 nucleotides. RefSeq names its product serine/threonine-protein phosphatase beta isoform (gene flw). NCBI's taxonomy places the organism in Eukaryota, Metazoa, Arthropoda, Insecta, Diptera, Drosophilidae. The record is from RefSeq and is a predicted model, not a curated record. Gene Ontology annotation, cellular component: cytoplasm; nucleus. The transcript has 6 exons. Gene Ontology annotation, molecular function: protein serine/threonine phosphatase activity. The coding region runs from base 530 to 1933 and encodes 467 amino acids.